GGCGCAGCGGCGGUGGCGGCAACAAGUGCCGGAGACUAGCCGAACCCGAGCCAUCCCCGCCUCCGGCACCGCCGGGCCGCCCGUUUCGGGUGCAACGCAUGGAGCUUGAGCAACGGCGGUCGCCGGGCUGAGCCGCGCCGAGCGGCCGGGACGUGGAUGCGGCCGCGAUCUCCCGCCCCCGCCCCGCUGAGCAGGAGCUGCUCCCGGACAAGAUAUGAGAAAUGAGUGUUGGACGUCGAAGAAUAAAGUUGUUGGGUAUCCUCAUGAUGUUAAAUGUCUUCAUUUAUUUGAUUGUGGAAGUCUCCAAAAGCAGUAACCAAGAAAAAAAUGGAAAGGGGGAAGUAAUAAUACCCAAAGAAAAGUUCUGGAAGAUAUCUGAACCUCCUGCAGCAUAUUGGAACAGAGAACAAGAAAAGCUGAAUAGGCGGUACAAUCCCAUUUUGAACAUGUUGACCAACCAGACAGGGGAAGUAUACGGGUUUUCCAAUAUAAGCCAUCUGAAUUAUUGUGAACCUGACCUGAGGGUCACGUCAGUAGUUUCAGGCUUCAACAAUUUGCCUGACAGAUUUAAAGACUUUCUGCUGUAUUUGAGGUGUCGAAAUUAUUCACUGCUUAUAGAUCAACCGGAUAAAUGUGCAAAGAAACCCUUCUUAUUGCUGGCAAUUAAGUCCCUCACUUCACAUUUUGCUAGAAGGCAAGCAAUUCGGGAAUCUUGGGGCAGAGAAACCAAUGUGGCAAACCAAACAGUGGUGCGAGUCUUUUUACUGGGCCAGACCCCCCCAGAGGACAACCAUCCCGACCUUUCAGACAUGCUGAAAUUUGAGAGUGAGAAGCACCAAGACAUUCUUAUGUGGAACUACAGGGACACUUUCUUCAACUUGUCUCUGAAAGAAGUGCUCUUUCUCAGGUGGGUGAGCACUUCCUGCCCAAAUGCCGAGUUUGUCUUCAAGGGUGAUGAUGAUGUUUUUGUGAAUACACAUCACAUCCUGAAUUACUUGAAUAGCUUGUCCAAGAACAAAGCCAAAGAUUUGUUUAUAGGUGAUGUGAUCCACAAUGCUGGACCUCAUCGGGAUAAGAAACUGAAGUACUACAUCCCAGAAGUUGUUUACACUGGUGUCUACCCGCCUUAUGCGGGGGGAGGUGGAUUCCUCUACUCCGGCCAUCUGGCCCUGAGGUUGUACAAUGUAACUGACCAGGUCCUUCUCUACCCCAUUGAUGACGUUUAUACUGGAAUGUGCCUUCAGAAACUUGGCCUCGUUCCGGAGAAACACAAAGGCUUCAAGACAUUUGAUAUAGAAGAGAAGAACAAGAAUAACAUUUGUUCCUAUAUAGAGUUGAUGUUAGUGCAUAGCAGAAAACCUCAAGAGAUGAUUGAUAUUUGGUCUCGGUUGCAAAAUGCUCAUUUAAAUUGCUAAAAUAUACACAAAUGAAAUUUUGCCUAGAAAGACAUAUCUUGAAUAGUUUCCAUGUUCUCUCACAUUAGGGGUAAUUUCUAUGUGAAAUCAUAAAAAUUGCCUUUUUAAGUAGUAUCCAUUUGAGGGCCUUUGAACCCUGCAAUGUGGUACUUUCUGAACAAGGAAAGCAGAUCAUAAUUUUUUAUGGAGGAUAUGGCAGGACGAUUGGUUCUGAUCCUUCCUACUGGCUCAGUGGUCAUUAUUUUCUAAUUUGCUCCCCUUCUCAUCUGAAAUCAUAAGUUUCUGGAAUUUGACCGUUUUAAGUUAUUUUUGUUUUGCUCUCAUGAUAUUCCUACUUUCCAUUAUAAUGGGUGAAUUAUCUGCAAUUUAGGUGUUUAUAAACCUGUUGGCUACAAAGACUUUGUUAUACGUGAUUCGGUGGUUUUUGUGAAAUGGAAUUAUAUGUAUUUUCAUGAAAUUUGGAUGAAUUUUUUAAAUUGUCUAGAAAAAUUGACUUCUGUCAAAUUUUCCUGCCGCCCCAACAGCGUGUGUGUGUGUGUGUGUGUGUGUGUGUGUGUGUGUGUGUGUUAAUCUAAUCAGUUAAUUUUGCAAAAUGAGAAUCACUGUGUCACAUUUAUCUACUUUAUCUUGUAAUGGUCUUAUGGUUUUAAUAAAGAGAAAAUUUAACUUUGAAGAUUGAAUUGACCUUGGCAACCAUGUUGUUUUAUGAUUUUUCAGUGUGGACCAGGAAAGCAUAAUGUAACUUUUGUAAGUGAAAAGAUUGAACUUGCAGACUUUUUCAUGUGGUUUAUCAGUUUAAAAAUUCCAUGAUUUUAUUCUUGCCAUGUUUUCACGUUGCUUAUACAAAAUUACUAUUGUGACUAGUGACUGCUUCCCUGUCCCAGUGUAGAAGUGCCUGUGUUUUUAUUUAUUGUUCAGAUCAAAGACCAAAAUGUUUUCUUAAAUAUAUUUUGUGUAAUAUUUUAUUUGUAUACAGUGUUGUCGAUGAUAUAUUUAACUAGAGCAUGGUAUUUUAAGUGUCAAGGUGUAAUAUAUGUUAAAUAAAGCUAACUGUUAUUUUUGAAUUUUAAAAUUCGUUUUUUUGGGUGGGUAUGAAACUAGAGUUGAUAAAAUUCUCCCAAACUGUUGCUUAUGUACACUAUCUUGUAACAUGCUUUCUUGAAAUAUUUUUGUGUUCAUAGACAUGAGAAUUCUUACCAGAUGUGAUACUGGGGACUGUAAGAAGAUGGAAAUAAAGUCUCUGUAUUUUUAA
Messenger RNA from Diceros bicornis minor, 2667 nucleotides. RefSeq names its product UDP-GlcNAc:betaGal beta-1,3-N-acetylglucosaminyltransferase 2 (gene B3GNT2). The transcript is spliced from 2 exons. The coding region runs from base 222 to 1415 and encodes 397 amino acids. The record is from RefSeq and is a predicted model, not a curated record. Lineage: Eukaryota; Metazoa; Chordata; Mammalia; Perissodactyla; Rhinocerotidae. Gene Ontology annotation, cellular component: membrane. Gene Ontology annotation, molecular function: hexosyltransferase activity.